UUCGGUUCCGAGAGCACCUGGAACGCAACCAUCUUUCCCACGACUGAGGGUCUGGUGUUCACAUCCCUUCCCUGAGCUGCCCACGGGGGGAAUGGCACUGCCAAGAAAGCCUAACAUGUUUGAUCUGGGCCUGGGCACGUGGAGCCUUAGCUCCCAGGAGGAGAGCCAGAGGGCGCAGGGACCCCCCAACAGUGUCCGCAAGAAGCUGCCUGAGUACAAGGCGGUAGUGGUUGGUGCAAGUGGCGUGGGCAAGAGUGCGCUCACCAUCCAGCUGAACCACCAGUGCUUUGUGGAAGACCACGACCCCACGAUCCAGGAUUCCUACUGGAAGGAGGUGGCCCUGGGUCAUGGGGGCUGCAUUCUGAAUGUCCUGGACACGGCAGGACAGGCCACCCAUAGGGCCCUGCGUGACCAGUGUGUGGCCAUCGGGGAUGGUGUGCUGGGGGUCUUCGCCCUGGAUGACCCCUCGUCUUUAGCCCAGCUGCAGCAGAUGCGGGCCACCUGGGGCCCUCACCACACCCAGCCCCUCGUCCUUGUGGGCAACAAGUGUGACCUUGUGACCGCCACCGGAGAUGCUCAUGCCGCUGCUGCGGCCCUUGCGAAGAGCUGGGGGGCCCCCUUCGUGGAGACCUCAGCCAAGACGCGGCAAGGGGUGGAGGAGGCCUUCACCCUUCUCAUCCAGGAGAUCCAAAAAGUCCGGGAGGCCAUGGCAAAGGAGGCCGUGGCUGGGCCAGGUGGGGAGAAGGGCCGGCACGAGAAGACCAUGUGCCGCUGCGGCUGUUCCGUGGCCUAA
Hyaena hyaena (striped hyena) is the source of this 793-nucleotide messenger RNA. It is a transcript of the gene ERAS, whose product is annotated as ES cell expressed Ras. The record is from RefSeq and is a predicted model, not a curated record. Gene Ontology annotation, biological process: Ras protein signal transduction. The transcript has 2 exons. Bases 92 to 793 code for a protein of 233 amino acids. Gene Ontology annotation, molecular function: GDP binding; GTPase activity; GTP binding. Lineage: Eukaryota; Metazoa; Chordata; Mammalia; Carnivora; Hyaenidae. Gene Ontology annotation, cellular component: plasma membrane.